Molecule: messenger RNA, 2980 nt
Organism: Epinephelus fuscoguttatus (brown-marbled grouper)
Lineage: Eukaryota; Metazoa; Chordata; Actinopteri; Perciformes; Serranidae
Gene: vrk3
Product: VRK serine/threonine kinase 3
Exons: 16
Coding region: 72-1706 (544 amino acids)
Biological process (GO): peptidyl-serine phosphorylation; signal transduction
Cellular component (GO): cytoplasm; nucleus
Molecular function (GO): protein serine/threonine kinase activity; ATP binding
Source: RefSeq, a predicted model, not a curated record
AGAAGAAGAAGAAGAAGAAGAAGAAGAAGAACCAACAACGACAGGCUGAUCGUUGCAGGAGUGUUUAGAGAAUGCCUUUCCAUUUCUGCUCUCAGUGUGGGACAAAGUUGAAGCCUGAUUUCAAAUUUUGUCCAUCAUGUGGGGAGAAGCUUCCCUGUCUUGUCGAUGAAUCUGGACCUGUGAGCUCGACAGCGUCUCUAAGUCUCUCUCCACCCAGGAGGGAGGAAACAGCAAUAUCAUUAGUUAAAUCUAGUCUUGCUUCAAGCACAAGCUACGAACCCACAGGAAGCACGGUUACACCUCGUCCUGCGCUGAAAAAGACCCGAAACUCCCUCCGUCUUGACAGGGAAGUUGAAAUCAACAUUAAAGAUGCCACUUCACCCAUGGUGCCCUACUCCACUAGUCCUGUCAAAGAUGAUAGGAUCAAAGAUAAUGGUGUUGGAUUCGGUGGAACUCCACAGAAGCAGCCCACAGUCACUUUUAAACUCAACACAGGGAAAGAGCCAGCUCUAAAGUCUUCUCCUGUCCAGAAAUCCCCUCGCACUGUGAGGGGAAAGGCAAAACUCUCCAGCCCUGCCAAGCAGAUAGAGGAGAGACAGAGGCUGACUGAUAAAACAUGUGGGAAAGCAGAGGAGUCAAAGGUAGACAGCUCUCAUGUGGUCAUCCCUUCCCCUCAUUCCUCACCAAACUCCAAGUCCCCUUCAAAAGCGUUAGGAAAGGGCAGAGCCAAGAAGGCAAAGCAUGCAGCUGCUGUGGAGCCGCUACAAGAGGGUGAAGAGGUGACUGACACGACAGGCAAGAAGUGGAAGCUGGGAACACUGCUCAGUCAGAGCACGUCAGAGCUCAUCUAUGAAGUUUUGCAAACAGCUUCACGAUCUAGUACCAUGGAAUCAAAUCACAUCCUCAAACUGGGAGCCAAAGAUGGAAGAAUCUUCACUGAGCAGAACUUUCUGCAGAGAGCUGCGAAACCUGCGUCUGUGGAAAAGUGGAUCAAACAAAACAAGAUGGAUUUUCUUGGGAUUCCGUCCUGUGUUGGCUUCGGUCUCCAUGCAGAGUCCUACAGGUUUCUGAUUUUCCCCAACAUGGGCCAGUCUCUUCAGUCCAUCAUGGAGGAAGAAAAUGAGCUUCUGUCGGAGAAAGCUGUCCUUCAGCUCGCCUGUAGAAUAUUGGAUGUGCUGCAGUAUAUCCAUUCAAACGAGUAUGUUCAUGCUGAUAUUAAUGCAGAAAACAUUUACAUCCAACCAGGACAGAAAUCUCAGGUAUACCUAGUAGGAUACUGCCAUGCCUUCAGGUACUGUCCUGGGGGACAACAUGUAGAGUACCGUGAAGCCAGCAGAACACCACACGAGGGCACCGUGGAGUUCAUCAGCCUGGACACACAUAAGGGAGCAGCUCCGUCUCGACGCAGUGACCUGCAGUCGCUGGGUUACUGCAUGCUGCGUUGGCACACAGGGACGCUGCCAUGGUCUCCUCUCACUCAACCAGACCAGGUGGCCAAGGAGAAACAGAGAUACAUGGAGGACGUCCCUGCACUGUUGAGUCACUGUUUUGGGAAGAGGAGAGUCUCCAGUGCCUUUCAAACGUACCUGACUGAAGUGAUGACUCUGCAGUACUCUGACCAGCCAGACUACUCAGCGCUUAAGGCCAGACUCAGUGCUGCUCUACUGAAGCUGGGGGGGUCACUGGAGCAGCCGCUAAGUUUUUAGAGAAAUGGAACUAAAAGACAAAACUCUGGAAGAUUUUUAAUUUGUUUUUAUCAUUGCUGUAUUUUAUGUGAUGUUUUAAUGCACUGAAAGCAAAUGUCUUCACUGUGUUCAAAUGACACUCAUGUUCCGUUAAUGGAUCUUUAUGGGGAGCAUUAUUUUAACAAUUUGUGGUGCUGUUGUAGUUUCUCACAUUGACUGCAUGGUGUUUUUAGUGUUACAAGGGCAACAUUUCCUAAACACAUACAGUACAUACUUACUUGUAAGCAUAGUUUAUUUUCUUGGAUAAAAAGCAUUAUUUUUUUUAAAUGCUGCCUUAGUGUCCUUUAACUGUCAGACAAAACACCCCAUCAUUAAUUUAUGCUCAUAAGAAUCAAUCUUCAGUUUAAGAGGUGUAUAUAAAUAAAUCAAUUUUGAGGAAAUGGUUUUUGCACUCUUGUUGUUGUGAUGUUUUGUGCUUAAGUCUUUACAGUCCUAAUUACACAGGAUGUCUGCAGGUCCUUAAAAAGACUUAAAUUCAAUUUUAAUAAAUUUUAGGCCUUAAAAGUCACUAAAUUUUAAUUUGUGCUAAAAACAUUUUAUCUAAUUUUAGCCCUUUUAAUUUAUCAUUGUGAAAAUUAGUUCUUCUGAUUCAAAGUCCACAUUCUUUAUGCUAUGAAUCUUUAAACAUACCUUAACCUAAUUCUGCCUUUUUAUCUUAUACCUAUCACCUGUUGCCAAAAUGUAGAUUAACCCAACUCACUAUUGCUUACCUUUAUACAUACCUGUUGUGCUUGAAUAGGAAAAAGAUUUGCCCAAAAAUGAGUCUUAAAUUUAAUUAAAAAUGAUCUCAAAAAAGCAAAUUAAAGUGUCUGCCACCCUGAUACAGGUCACAAAUGCUGAUUCAUUCAAUCCAACAAAAGCCGUGUUCAUUUUAAAGAAACCUUUAUAAAGUUUAAACAUUUCUGAACAUAAACAUUUUAACAUUUCAAGACAUAUACAAUUCUUUAUAUGAAACAGUAAAUAUCUCUUAUUGUGCACACUCUUAAAGUAAUUCAGAAAAUAAACACUGUUAUCUUUUGCCUGAUCUCUCCUGUCGUGGCAUUUUAAAACCUUACAUCUCUGUCACUUGAGGCACUUUCUGAAUGACGAGGCUUUUGUAGAACAACAUAAAGCAUGACGCUGAGAGACUAUAGCGCCCCCGUGAGGCGGUUUUUGUACACAGCUACAGACCCGAUGGCUUCCUUGCACUGAAGCCUAGCUUACACACUUAAAACUGAUCAGUUGAGCUUUUUAUA